Molecule: messenger RNA, 987 nt
Organism: Fulvia fulva
Lineage: Eukaryota; Fungi; Ascomycota; Dothideomycetes; Mycosphaerellales; Mycosphaerellaceae
Product: Enoyl-CoA hydratase AFT3-1
Exons: 2
Coding region: 1-987 (328 amino acids)
Source: RefSeq, a predicted model, not a curated record
AUGCCUACAGGAAAGACAGCUCCAGGAAGCGACUACGUCCAUCCCCCAGAAAUGCAAGAGCUGCCCAUACCGAGAAACUAUGCAGACCUUGGUUUCACUGAGAUCAAGAUCACGAACGUCCCCGAAUCCUCCUCAGAAGUCACACCAGUCCAGCUCCUCACGCUCUACCGACCAAAGAAGUACAAUGCCUUCACACCCACCAUGAUGCGUGAGCUCGAGCACGCCUACACUCUCUUCGACGUCGACGACCGCGUAAAGUGCAUUGUCCAGACUGGCCAUGGUAGAAUGUUCUGCGCAGGCGCGGAUUUGGACACGGGCUUUGUAGGAGCUGAAGAGACGUUGCGGGAUCACAGAGAUGGCGGUGGCAGAGUGGUCAUGGCAAUCACUAGGUGCAGGAAGCCGAGUAUUGCUGCUGUGCAGGGUAGUGCUGUAGGCAUUGGAAUCACACAAACACUGCCAAUGCACAUCAGGAUUGCGUACAAGGAUGCUAAGAUCGGCUUUGUGUUUGCGCAGAGAGGGUUGGUGAUGGAGGCUGCGAGCAGCUUUUACCUGCCCAAAUUGAUCGGCACAUCGAAGGCCAUGCAUCUGACCACGACCGGCUUGACAUAUCCAGCCAGCCACAAGCUUCUCGACGACCUGUUCACCGAAGUCCUAGACAAGCAAGAAGAUGUUCUCCCUCGAGCCCUCGAGCUUGCCAAUCAUGUUGUCGAGAACACGAGCGCUGUCUCGACAUACCUGAUGAGAGAGCUGAUGUACCGUGGACCAAGCUCACCAGAGGCAACCCAUCUUUUGGACAGCAGGAUAGUAUACGAACUGUUCAGCAGCAAGGACAACAAGGAAGGUGUCAGAUCAUUUUUGGAAAAGAGGAAGGCAAAUUUCCAGGGCUCUAUGAAGGACGAUGCACCGCAAGCCUACCCGUGGUGGGACCCUAUCAGCACGGGAAACAGACCGGUAAACCAGGGUUACCAGUAUAAGCCUAAGUUGUAG